AAACCACAACAACGACAAGAAACAAAUCGGUUGAUGUCCUCGGGGGAAACACUACCUCAAGCAUUAAACAGGUCAUCAUCAUCAUCCUCAUCAUCAUCAUCAUUUAUCACUCAUCAUCAAUAUACCACUUUUCCACUCUUUACCCAAUUAACACAACAACAACAACAACAACAACAACAACAACAACAACAACUGCAGCAACAGCAGCGGCAAAAAGAACAACAACAACAACAUUAUCUUUAUUAUCAUCACUAUCAUCCAUUUCAACAGCAAUAUCAUCAACCAUCAUCGACCAUUACCGCUAUUAAUAGCUACAACAAUAACAACAGUAGCUAUAAUAAUAGCAAUAACAACAGUACAUCACCUCAACAACGUAUCAAACUGAAACGACAACGACAACGUGUUGACGCUGGUGAACCACGUAAUCCUUAUCAG
Messenger RNA from Loa loa (African eye worm), 435 nucleotides. RefSeq lists its product as hypothetical. Lineage: Eukaryota; Metazoa; Nematoda; Chromadorea; Rhabditida; Onchocercidae. The annotation marks the transcript as partial. The transcript has a single exon. The record is from RefSeq and is a predicted model, not a curated record.